Aspergillus affinis is the source of this 3408-nucleotide messenger RNA. Its product is annotated as putative nuclear pore complex subunit Nup85. The transcript has 3 exons. NCBI's taxonomy places the organism in Eukaryota, Fungi, Ascomycota, Eurotiomycetes, Eurotiales, Aspergillaceae. Gene Ontology annotation, molecular function: structural constituent of nuclear pore. Bases 1 to 3408 code for a protein of 1135 amino acids. Gene Ontology annotation, cellular component: nuclear pore outer ring. Gene Ontology annotation, biological process: positive regulation of DNA-templated transcription; protein import into nucleus; mRNA export from nucleus. The record is from RefSeq and is a predicted model, not a curated record.
AUGUCCUUCAAGGUCCCCUACGAUUCAAGCCCCCCGUCGACCCCCGGGAAAGGCCGCAGCUUGUUCGGCAAUGUCUCCAUGACUCCCGGGGGUGCUCCGCCGUCCGAAGCCAACUCCUUCACUCCUCAAGGCCCGCCGCCCUCCACCAUUUACGGAAGUUCCCAGAUGAGCUCUCGAUCGCAGUUCGACUCGCCUCAGGCCCUGUUCACGAAAUCGGGCAACAUCAAUCCUAACGAUAGCAUCUUCGGAUCCUCGAUUACCUCCAACGAUUAUCCGGUGUCGCGGGGGAGAAAAGAAGCGCCGGCUAACAGAUCUUUCGCCGCAUCCUCGGUCUUCAGCGUGGGGAGCAGUCGCUUCGGCGAAUCCUUCAACUCGAGGGCGUCCAAUGAGUUUGGUUCGUCGCAAAUGGACCAAGGCCCAGGCUCCGAUGCCGAGGAUAUGCUUCCGGAGGAUGAAAGCGAAGAAGAGAGAGUCGACACGAACAAGGGAAUAGGACAAGCACCAAAAGCAAACAACCCCUUCAGCUUCUUGGACUCCCAGUUUGACAAGCCCAUGUUUCCGCCGCCGACGAAACCAGUUGAGCAACGAAAGCCACUAUACUCCAAUCCAGACAACGCCAAGCGCCCGAAGCUUGACGACAAAUGGAUGACACAGUCUCCGCUGCGCAAAACGAAGCUGUCGCCUAAGAAGGACUCCGCGAUGCCGUCGAUUGUGCGCAAUUUCGCUUCGCGCUCACGCGUCACGUCGGUCGAGGAGUCCAGCAGUCUCAUCAUCGAAACGGAAGACGAGAUCUGCAACAUGUAUGACGCCGCGAAACAGGCUGGAUUCCGGGAGUCAGAAGUCAACGCUACCUUUUCGGAUACGUGCACUCGGCUUGUCGAUAUAUGGAAGACGCACGCAGGAUGGAAUAACCCACAAGGAUUGGGCAUUGGUCCGGGUGACCGUGCCUCCAACGUCGCUAAGGCAGGCUUCCUGGGAUCGCUAUUGAUUCGGAUGCACCACCGUCCUUUGGUCCACACGAGGACUGGGGGAUUUGCCGGUCCUAUGGGCUUCCCGGCUCCGCGCGCCCCUGUGCCCGCUGGCUUCCGGUCAGACUUUCUCACACCCAUGCCCAAGGUCCUUCUAGACUGGCUCAAUCUCAACCACGCUCAGCAAACAGCCGAUCUGCGCACGCUGAAGGAAAUUGAGCCCAACCCUACAUCGUCGUCAACUUUCUGGGAGGCCAUCAACACCGCCGUUCUACGUGGACAUCUCUCACAGGCGGCCGAGGUCCUGCGAUCCGCGGAUUUCAACUACGCUAGGUCUGCGUUGGAGGAUGGCCUGCCGCAGCCCGGCUACAAGGGCGCCCAACUGCAGAACAUCCAGAAGUGCAUCAACCGGGCUCUUCAGGUUCUGACCUCAUGCCCGAGUAUUCGCGAUGACUGGGAUGUCCGCGGCGCGGAGUGGGGCCUGUAUAGGAAGCGCGUGGUCGCGGCGGUUGCUGAUCUGGAGGAAUUCGCUGAAGGAAAUGAACAGCCGGAACCCGAGCCUCCGGUGCUGGGCAAUCGGUUCCAGGCGGCCAAUUUCGGGCUGAAGCCGAGCCCUAACACGCAGAACUUCUCGUUCACCCAGUCCUCGCGGAUGGCCGAAAGCCGAGUUCCCUGGGCUAUCUACCAGAACCUCAGAUCGCUAUACCGCAUUCUGCUUGGCGACACCGGGGCUAUCAUGCGUCACUCGCAGGAUUGGAUCGAAGCCACCGUCGCUUUAACGGUGUGGUGGGAUGGCGAAAUUGACGAUGACGCUCCUGUGCAACAGACUGGGAUCAUCUCGAACCAGUUCUUGCGUCCUCAACUAGCGAAGACCCAGACUCCUGCAGUGGGCAACAAUCCCCCGGGCACCUACCUUCGUCGCCUGGAACUGGCUUUAAGUAGCGCAACCAACCAAGAACAGGACAAUGCCGGCUUCCGCAUCAACUCUCUGAGCAGCCUCGAGGUGGGCCUGGCUUCUGUCUUCGAAGGAGACGUCGGCGGUGUGAUCGAACUGCUCCAGACCUGGUCACUCUGCAUCGCGUCUGCUGUGGGCGAGGUCGCGGCCGCCGGCGGCUGGUUGGACUCGGCAACGGGCAAGAAGCCGCUAUCGGGUCUCAGCGAGAACGACUUGAUGGUCCUUUCAUAUGGCCAAGACGACGGCGCAUCCUCGCGCAAGGUGAAUAAGGACGACUUGCUGAGUGAUUAUGCGUCGGGUCUAUUUGAGCGGCCUCGUAUUGAGAACGAAUCCGGUUCUCGCAUCGGCUGGGAACUUGCGCUGGAGGUCAUGAGCCGCCUGGAUGACAAGGACAAGAUGCAAAAGAAGGUGUCAGAAAUGGUCGACACGCUUCCUCUUAACGACGCGGUUGAAAUGGACCGAGUGGUGUUGCUGUGCUCCGAGUUGGGCUUGCACCAGGAGGGACGCAGGGUUUCCGAGCGUUACGGAGACAUGACGGUCGACGAGGGCGAGGAAUACGGUCUUGCCUUGAUGUGCUACGCUCGUGCUCAUAACCGACACAAGGUCAAGUCUGUUGUGGAUCUUCUCAUUUCAUACAGUCUGGUGCAAUCGCGCGCAUAUCCCGCGACGGCCGAUCUCGACACGCAACUUUCUACCCUGGUGAAGGAGCCUAAGACCUGCCUUGCUUCAAUUGCAUCCAUCGACGAAGAGGCUGCCAAUAUUAUCCAAUUCUAUUUCAGUGGGUACGCGACUCUCCGACGAUUCUACGAAACUCGAGACGAAGGUCUCAACGAGGGACAACCUCCUCGAUUCAAGCCUCUUGCGAGACGGCGAGCCGCGGCGAAGGCGUUGGUUGCGGUCAUCAGCAGCGCUGCGGACAGUAUCUACGGCGGGCUUUUCGACCCAGAAUGUGACUCCGCGAUUCAGGUGGAUGGGCUGUUGGUGCUUAUGGGCGAGGCCCUUGCCUUUAUCGAUCCAGAGCCCACCCCCAUGUUUACCGUAGACCAGCAAUUCGCCAUUCUGUCUGCAAUCGAGGAUCUUGAAACCGUCACACCGCGUGUCUAUCGGCAGUGCGCAGAAUGCUUCCGCGCCACGCUGCUGCAGUACCAGUCGCUGAACUCUGGCGACCAGUCACAGGAGGAGGCCUUCAUUCUGCCGCCUUCGCGCGAACUUCUGAAAAAGUCCGUGACUUCGCUCGCACCCCCAAGCACCUUCUCGUUCAUUGGAAACGACAUGGUUGGAUCUGCUCGGAAUCGGUCGAUGUCCGGCUCCGGCGCCAGCUCCGGCGUGUUGAUCGCUCGCCCUGGAGACGGAGCCGGUUCCCCUGAGCGAGGCUGGGACUGGCGUGCCUCCUUACCCGAGGACGUGAAAGGGGAGGAUGUACUUCUUAUGCUGCGACUAGGAUUAGCCCGGGGAUUGAGUGCGGGAGCUCUUGGGUCGGUUUGA